Molecule: messenger RNA, 1538 nt
Organism: Periophthalmus magnuspinnatus
Lineage: Eukaryota; Metazoa; Chordata; Actinopteri; Gobiiformes; Gobiidae
Product: general transcription factor II-I repeat domain-containing protein 2-like
Exons: 1
Coding region: 105-1538 (477 amino acids)
Molecular function (GO): protein dimerization activity
Source: RefSeq, a predicted model, not a curated record
AAAAUAUCAUUCAACAGUCAACUACCAAGGCAAGCUUUUUGCUCGCAUUCAAAUUAGCAAAAGCUAGCAAGCCCUUCUCCGAAGGCGAGUUUUUGAAAGAUUGCAUGGUGGAGACUUCAGGUGUUCUAUGUCCGGAAAGCCAAGGCAAGUUUGAAAAGAUCGCUUUGUCACGUCGGACUGUGACUCGCCGUGUGGAACUGAUUGAUGAACAUAUAGCCAGCCAAAUAAACAAAAAGGCAGAGUGCUUUCAAUUAUAUUCACUCGCACUUGAUGAAAGCAAUGAUGUAAAAGACACGGCGCAGCUCCUAAUUUUUAUCCGAGGGAUUAAUGACAGUUUUGAGAUAACGGAAGAGUUUUUGAGCAUGGAGUCCCUAAAGGGAACAACGCGGGGAGAGGAUCUGUAUGAAAAGGUGUCUGCUGCCAUUGAGACACGUAAACUACCUUGGAGUAAACUUGCCAAUGUCACGACGGAUGGAUCACCAAAUUUAACAGGAAAAAACGUUGGGCUGCUGAAAAGAAUCCAGGAUAAAGUAAAAGAGGAAAACCCUGAGCAGGAUGUUAUUUUCCUUCACUGUAUCAUCCAUCAGGAAUCACUGUGUAAAUCUGUAUUGCAGUUUAGUCAUGUCACUAAUCCAGUCGUAAAACUUGUUAACUUUAUACGCGCAAGGGGACUCCAGCAUCGUCAAUUCAUCGCUUUCCUGGAGGAAACUGAUGCAGAUCAUCAGGACUUACUUUACCACUCUCGUGUUCGUUGGUUAAGUUUGGGCAAAGUGUUUCAACGCGUGUGGGACCUGAAAGAGGAAAUCGGCGCAUUUUUGGAGUUCGUGGGGAAAUCUGACGAAUUUCCUGAGCUAAGCGACCAGAACUGGCUUUGUGAUUUUGCGUUUGCCGUGGAAGUAUUUUCACACUUGAAUGAGCUGAAUGUGAAACUGCAGGGGAAAGAUCAGUUUGUGCACGACAUGUACAAACAUGUUACAGCCUUCAAAUCUAAGCUAGCUUUAUUUUCCAGACAAGUUGCAAACGCAUCUUUCACUCAUUUCACCACACUUGCCACACAGAAAGAGGCGACGCAAUACGCAAAGAAAUACAGCAAAUCACUUGAGGACCUGUACAAAGAAUUCAGUCGCCGGUUCUCUGAUUUUGAAAACAUUGAAAAGUCGCUUCAGCUGGUGUCCUGUCCGUUCUCGCAAAAUCCUGAAACAGUACCACCAGAGGUGCAAUUGGAAUUGAUUGAUCUUCAGUCUGACUCCACCUUGAAGGAGAAAUUCAGCACGCUUAAACUUAACGACUUUUAUGCUUCACUGAACGAAGCCACGUUUCCAAACCUCCGGAGGACGGCCCAGAAGAUGCUGACCUUGUUUGGCUCGACCUACUUAUGUGAGCAAACAUUCAGUGUCAUGAACAUAAACAAAGAUCGUCACAGGUCCAGGUUAACUGACCAACACCUCGGAUCUAUCCUGAGAAUCGCCACAACAAAACUUACUCCAGACCUUGAUGCACUGGCAAAACAGGGAGAUCAACAACACUGUUCCCACUGA